Blastomyces gilchristii SLH14081 is the source of this 2522-nucleotide messenger RNA. RefSeq names its product cytochrome c oxidase assembly protein subunit 15. Gene Ontology annotation, molecular function: oxidoreductase activity, acting on NAD(P)H, heme protein as acceptor. Gene Ontology annotation, biological process: heme A biosynthetic process. The coding region runs from base 183 to 1676 and encodes 497 amino acids. Gene Ontology annotation, cellular component: mitochondrial inner membrane. The record is from RefSeq and is a predicted model, not a curated record. The transcript has 2 exons. NCBI's taxonomy places the organism in Eukaryota, Fungi, Ascomycota, Eurotiomycetes, Onygenales, Ajellomycetaceae.
GAUAAAUAUUGCCGCGGAGUACGGGCUUGGCAAUCACGUGCAUAUUCGUCCCGCUCCCAAUCAGGCAGCGGAAAGUUUGACCUCAACCUCUUAAUAGUAGAAAUUUCGCAUUUGGAUAGACAGAUAAAUAUCGACGCAUUGCAUGCUACCGGGAAUUGCAUUGCGGGCUGCCAACUGCCACAAUGGCCUCUGCCGUUCCUAUGUUUAGGAGCCUGGCUCCCCGCUUUCCAAAGCAGUUCUUCACCUGCCGGCAAUGCCUGCGGAAGGAACCUCAAUUCAACAGUUCGUCGCGAAGAUGGGUGGGCAUGCUCCCUUUCCGCACAGCUCCAGGUCCUAGGUUCACGCCCUUUACGUCCGCUGCUGCACGGAUACAAAGCUCCUCGAUACUGAGAUCUGCGCCCUUUGCUUCCGCUUCCGCUUCCACCGCGAAGGCUGCUACUAAUGCCACCCCAGCCGGCAAAUCCAAAUAUCCCGAUGUGAGCAGUAAAAUUGUCGCAUAUUGGUUGCUGGGGAGUGCUGCAUCUGUUUUUGGGCUAAUCGUAUUCGGGGGGUUGACGAGGCUGACUGAAUCCGGACUGAGUAUCACAGAAUGGAGACCCGUGACAGGAUCUUUACCCCCAUUCAACGCAGAUGACUGGGAAUCAGAAUUCUCCAAAUACAGAUCUUCACCGGAAUACCAGGUCCUGAACCCGAAUAUGACGCUCUCCGAAUUCAAAUCGAUCUACUACAUGGAGUGGAUACAUAGGCAAUGGGGCCGCUUUGUGGGCCUAUCCUUCGUCCUCCCAGCAGCCUACUUCUUCGCAACCAAGAGGGUUACCAAACCAAUGGCUCUACGGUUAUUAGGUAUAUCUGGCCUGAUCGGAUUCCAAGGCUUCAUCGGCUGGUGGAUGGUUAAGUCAGGACUAGUGGAAGACCUCUUCGCGCCCGGCAGCCAUCCCAGAGUGAGCCAGUACAGGUUAACCGCGCACCUGGGCACAGCCUUCGUCUGCUACACGGCUAUGCUCUGGAACGGCCUCGCGAUCCUCCGCUCCCACCUCCUCCUCAAAGAUCCCGCCAACGGCAUGGAAAUCCUCAAUGCCCUCCGCCACCCCAAACUCAGCGUCUUCCGCAAAUCCGUUGCCGGCCUCGCCCUCCUCGUCUUCACCACUGUCAUGUCCGGUGGGCUCGUCGCGGGUCUGGAUGCAGGCCUUAUCUACAACGAAUUCCCCUGGAUGGGCGAAGGCUUAGCCCCUCCCACCUCAGAACUCUUCUCCGCUCAAUAUUCGCGCCUGGCCGAUAGGACGGACCUAUGGUGGCGCAACAUGCUCGAAAACCCCUCCCUGGUCCAGCUCAACCAUCGCAUCCUAGCCUUAACGACGUUCUCCUCUGUCAUGAGCUUGUGGGCCUAUACGCACUUCUCCCCUGCUGUUAAGCAAUUACUACCCAAGGUCGCGAAGAAAGGGAUGCACGGCGUUGUCGGCUUCACGUUCCUACAGGUCUCCCUUGGUAUCUCCACGCUCGUAUAUCUGGUUCCCAUGCAUCUCGCCUCGGCACAUCAGACUGGUAGCUUGUUGCUCUUAACAUGGGUUCUUGUGCUUGGGAGCAGAGUCUGGCAUCCGUCGCGCACGGCGCGGCUGCUACAGAUGGCAGCGAAGAUGAAUAAGGGACCUGUGCCAAAGCCUGUUGCUGGUCAAUAGGGGCCGGAUGGUAUCUCGCGUGCGUGUCGUAAAUUUAGUGGAGCUUUGCAGAUGAGCAAGGUUCCAUUCAUAUUCUCUUGUGUUCUUAUACUAUGUAUUUUAUCUAUCCCUCUAUUUCCUUUUUAACACGCACAUAUCUCUGCUUUUGCACCCCUCUCUUCUCCCGCUCACAUCUAUUGUAUAUACUUCAUCCACCGAUAGCCAACGAUCUACAUGUUCAUAGUCACUUCUAGCAUGAUUAUCUUAAUAUCACAAUAUCAGUUGUAAAACAUGUCUACCUAAUCUACGCCGGCUCCUCACACCCUUCAAGAUAUUCACAUCCUGGCAUCAAACAUCCAAGCUUGACUCCCUGCAAGACUCAAAAAUUACCAUAGAAAAACUCGGGGGGAAAAAAAAAAGGAAAAAUCACAAACAAAUAUCAUACCUUAAUUUUUGUCUCCAUGUUGCUUCCAUAUGGUGGCAGGUAUUAUAUAUUCCUACACAGCAAUAUUGAAACGGCGAGUUACACAGCAGCAUCAAAGAAUAGGGAGUUAAGCAGACAGCAAAUAAAAUGAAAGCGGUACUCCGUACACGGUAAGAAAGACGCGAACCACCGAACUAGAGAUCAAAGAAAUGACAUUUCCUUAUUUUCCCCACUGUUCUGCAUACUUAUGUGGAUGGACAAGGAAGUAAUAUCAUGGCUCUGUUAUAAAGAUACAGUACAAGCCGAAGAAUGGCAACGUAAGAAGAUAAGAGCAGAGAACAGAGGGAAUGGUAUAACACAUCUUGAGAUGUUAAGGAGUUUUUCAAUUAAGACAAAGUCAGAUACUGCAGUAGAAAAACAGACAGGAUAAAAAAUGGAUUGCU